AUGGAUACCAAUGACCGUACACGAAUCCGAGACGUAAGCGCACCGCGCGACGAUGUUCGAAUGAAUGGCGAUCCCUCUCAGAUCCAACCACCAUCUGGUCCGAGUAGUUAUCGAAAUGGCAACUACAACUACGACCGCCCUCCCCCGACCGGACCCUCGCGCAGUUUCACCCAGCCAACCAAAGCUUCACCCCCUACAGGCCCUGCAUCAACAUCCGCGUCAGUGUCUGCCCAUAACCGUGGCGGAGGAGGCGGCGCAGGUACGCUGGGGGCUCCCACCCGACCUCGCGGCGCGCCUGGCCCUGGUCGAUACGACGGCCCUCCUCCCAGAGACUUCAGCAGCCCGCCUCUACGCGGAGGUCGAGGGAGUUUGGCGUACCGUGGACCUGGGCCAUAUGGGCCAAGAGGGGGAGGGCUUGGUGGCCGAGGUGAAUAUGGUGGCGGAAGCAGAGGAGACUUUGGAGGACGCAGUGACUAUGGUGGGGGCGGCAGAGGAGACUUUGGAGGAGCCGGUGGACGAGGCGAUUACGGAAAUCACCGCGGAGGUGGUGGAUUUGGCCGCGGCAGCAGCAGCAGUGGCGGCGGCGGCGGCGGCGGCGAUCCACCGUCGUUCCCUUUCCGCAGCAACAACAACAGCUCAAGCACGACGUAUCCACGAAGCCAACGAUUCAACGGUACAGCGAAUACGGUCCAACACCAUCUCACCACCAAUGAGAAGAUAGUCCCGGGCGGCAAACUGCUCCCGUCUGGACUCCCGCCUGACCAAGAGAAACGCAUCAAGGCACUCGAAGCUGAGGCCGAGCGCAUGCGGACGGAAAUUGCCGAGAAGCAGAGAACGAAGCGUGAGGUCUUGAAUGAGUGGGAAGUCCGCGAACGUGAGAGCGAGAGGGAAACUCUACGUAGCGAGCUUGCCGAUGCACAUUUGCAGCAAUUGAUGGAGGGAGAUGAUGGGUUGGGGCGCGCGGCUUUCUAG
Molecule: messenger RNA, 972 nt
Organism: Capronia epimyces CBS 606.96
Lineage: Eukaryota; Fungi; Ascomycota; Eurotiomycetes; Chaetothyriales; Herpotrichiellaceae
Exons: 1
Coding region: 1-972 (323 amino acids)
Source: RefSeq, a predicted model, not a curated record